GUGACCCUGGUCUCCCAGGUCUGCAAGGCUUACAGGGUCCUCCAGGAGCACCAGGGCUUGGCCCACAGGGAUCACCAGGACCUGCUGGGCAGCCAGGACCCCAGGGACCACCAGGAUUUCCUGGAAUAAAAGGAGAAAGAGGUUUCCCUGGUAUCCCAGGUCUAGAUAUGCCAGGACCAAAAGGGGAUAAAGGUAGCCCAGGACAGCCUGGAGUCCCAGGGUCUGUGGGGUUACCCGGCCUGCCAGGUCCCCAAGGGGCCGUGGGGCUGAAAGGAUCAUCAGGGCCCAAAGGAGAAAUGGGAGUUAUGGGAACUCCUGGACUGCCAGGGACCCCUGGACCCAUUGGAGAUCGAGGUCUGCCUGGUGAAAAAGGUAGCCAAGGUUUCAAAGGUGUGGUCGGGCCACAGGGUGACCCUGGUGUCAAAGGAGAUAAAGGUGAAGCUGGUCUCCCAGGAGAACCUGGAACGAUGGACACCAUGGACAUGGUUAGUCUCAAAGGCCAAAAGGGAGAUCAAGGAGAGAAAGGGGACCAUGGAGCAACAGGAGAAAAAGGGUUACAGGGGGAAUAUGGAGAACCAGGAAUUCCAGGGAAAGAUGGUGAACCUGGGACUCCAGGACUUCCAGGACCAAAAGGUGAUCAGGGCCCACCAGGGUACCCAGGAGAUCCAGGAGUUCCAGGACAAAAAGGAUCAGUUGGUGAAAUGGGUUUGCCAGGAACACCUGGAGAAAAGGGUCUGCCAGGAGUCCCAGGCUCCCCGGGCACACCAGGGUUCCCUGGGCAAAAAGGUGAAAAAGGAGACAAAGGAGCACCAGGUUUUCCUGGAAUUGGCUUUCCAGGGUCUCCUGGUGAGAAGGGAGAACCAGGAAGAACAGGUAGUCCAGGUUCAUCUGGAGAGAAGGGUGAAAAGGGGAGUGCAGGAAUUCCUGGAAUGCCAGGUGCCCCAGGUCCCAAAGGAUCCCCUGGCAUGGCAGGAUUUCCAGGCAACCCUGGCAGCCAUGGAGAAAAGGGGGAAAAAGGACUUCCUGGCUUAAGUGGCAUCCCAGGUUUAAAAGGAGAACCAGGUGAACCUGGUCUGCCGGGUCCUGCUGGUUCCAUUGGACAGAAGGGUGAACCUGGUUAUGAUGGGAUUCCAGGUGCUGCUGGUGCAAAGGGUGAACAAGGUCUUCCAGGUAGAGGACUUCCAGGAUUUCCAGGUGCAAAGGGAGAUAAAGGUGCAAAGGGCGACGUGGGUUUUCCAGGAUCCCCAGGGAGUCCUGGGAUCCCAGGUCUGAAAGGAGAACCAGGAUAUGCUGGUCCACCAGGACCGAAGGGCAACCAAGGUCUUCCUGGGCUACCAGGAAGUGCAACUGAGGGCCCUAAAGGAGACAGAGGACCCCAAGGCCAGCCUGGCCUUCCAGGAUUACCUGGGCCACCAGGGCCACCAGGACUGCCUGGUGUGAAAGGUGCCAAGGGAGAGCAGGGGAGCAGUGGCUGGCCUGGGACUCCUGGGAGUCCAGGAAUCAAAGGUGACCCAGGUUUCCAGGGAAUGCCAGGUAGUCCUGGUUUACCAGGAGAUAUUGGUCAAAAAGGUGAGCUGGGACCUCCAGGAGUUCCAGGUGUUCCAGGUCCAAAGGGAUCUCCAGGCUUCCCAGGCCUUAAGGGUGAGCGGGGUGACCAAGGUCUUCCUGGAUCCAAAGGUUUACAAGGCCCACCAGGCCCACCAGGUGCUUUUCAGCUUAUUAAGGGGGAUCCUGGCUUACCUGGCCCUGUAGGACCAGUUGGUCUCAAAGGAUUCCCAGGACUCCCAGGUCCCAAAGGACAGCAAGGGCUGACGGGACCUUCAGGUGUCCCUGGACCACCUGGCAGCCCAGGGUUUGAUGGCAAACCUGGGCAGAAAGGAGAAGUUGGUCCUUAUGGUCCUCCAGGGCCCAGAGGAGUGCCUGGUCCACCUGGCCCUGAAGGUUUGCCUGGGGCUAUGGGCCCCCCAGGGGCACCAUCCGUUGCUCAUGGCUUCCUCGUCACCAGACACAGUCAAACCACUGAAGAACCAUCAUGUCCCUUUGGAACCAGGCUGAUUUACCAUGGCUACUCCUUGCUUUAUGUACAAGGCAAUGAAAGAGCACAUGGCCAAGACCUGGGCACAGCUGGAAGCUGCCUCCGAAAAUUCAGUACCAUGCCCUUCUUAUUCUGCAACAUCAACAACGUGUGCAACUUUGCAUCCAGGAAUGACUAUUCCUACUGGCUCUCCACUCCUGAACCCAUGCCAAUGAACAUGGCUCCUAUCACUGGGGACAAUAUCAGACCCUUCAUCAGCAGAUGCUCUGUGUGUGAAGCUCCUGCUAUGGUCAUAGCUGUUCACAGUCAAACAAUUCAGAUCCCACCCUGUCCUGAAGGCUGGAGUUCCCUUUGGAUUGGUUACUCCUUUGUCAUGCACACCAGUGCUGGUGCAGAGGGCUCUGGCCAAGCCCUGGCCUCUCCUGGGUCCUGCCUGGAGGAGUUCCGCAGCGCUCCCUUCAUUGAGUGCCAUGGCCGGGGCACCUGCAAUUACUAUGCAAAUGCUUACAGCUUCUGGCUCGCCACUAUAGAGAGGAAUGAGAUGUUCAAGAAACCAACUCCCUCCACGUUGAAGGCCGGGGACCUGCGCUCCAACGUCAGCCGUUGUCAAGUCUGUAUGAGGAAAACAUAAUGACUUUUGAAUUUCGACUAAUUUUUCACACAAUUAUGGUGCUAUUCGUUUAACAGCAAUGAAGCCUAGACAUAUAUCAUAUGUACCUCAUUGUUGUCCAAUAGGAAAACAGUAAAGUGCCUUUUAGGAACUUGCAUAACUAACACACACUGCUUUACUGGCCCUGUCCUUGCUGAAGAAGAGAAGAGACAACAAAGAUAAGCUUCCAACGUUGACAUGCCAAGUGGCACUUUUCAGCCAAAUGUAUGUAUUUUUUUAUAUAAAUGCAAUGCACUGAGGGAAUAAAAAGUCAGCCUUUAUCCAGAAAACAAAUGCAAAGGUGCUAGGAGGUAUGCAGUGCUGCCUUAUACUGUUUGACCCCCCCUUUCUUAUUGUAUUAUAGAUUUAGAUUCAUUUUUCUUCCCCAGAUAAGUUUGUUGUGACCGUUCUCUAGGAGUCUCAAAACCCCAGACUCUUGGGUGUGUACUUAUUGUUCUGUACAAAGCAAUACUGGUGUAAAAAA
Messenger RNA from Merops nubicus (carmine bee-eater), 3168 nucleotides. RefSeq names its product collagen alpha-1(IV) chain-like. The annotation marks the transcript as partial. Gene Ontology annotation, molecular function: extracellular matrix structural constituent. NCBI's taxonomy places the organism in Eukaryota, Metazoa, Chordata, Aves, Coraciiformes, Meropidae. Gene Ontology annotation, cellular component: collagen trimer. The record is from RefSeq and is a predicted model, not a curated record. The transcript has 22 exons.